CAUCGGUGGAACGACGGAGGGAGGGAGGUGGAAGAGGGAGAGAGCAGCAAGAGAGAGAGAGAGAUCCAGAGGAAGAGAGGGGGGCUUCCAGACUGGAUGGGCCCAGCAGUGCCUUGAUGGAGCAUGGGCCAGGUUCUAGGAUUCUCCCACUGCAAGGAAUAUGGUUCUGUCUCCUCCACACCUGAUUCAACACCUCCCUGCACUGACGGUGGGAAUGAGGAGUCUGAGCUGUACGACCUGCAGACAGCCAGGGAGUGGUCUGAUGAAGAAGACGGGGGUCCGGAGGAUGAUGACGGUGGAGCUUCAUCCCCCUCCAUUUGGGGGACCCCGAGACAGAACUCCUUCGAGCCCACCUUCUCCUACAUCGCCAUCGCCGAGGCCGAGGCAGGCGGAGCCUCACGACAUCAUCGUGACUCUUCGUCAGGGAGCCGGCGGAGGGGCGGGGCCAGGGGAGGCCGCACCUCCCUGAUCCGCACGGACACCGUGGAAUCGCUCCUCCCCCUGGACUCCCCCGACGUCGAGUGGGACCCCCACAUCUUCCUCACCCUAGAGGAUGAGGAGGAGAGGGAGAGGGAGGAAAGGGAGAGGGACCCCCACAUCUUCCUCACCCUAGAGGAUGAGAGGGAGGAAAGUGAAAGGGAUGUCCACAGACAGACUGUGACAGUCCAGGAUUCUCUCCUAGAUACUGAGAUUGAACCUCAAGAGAGGGACACAGAGACACAGAGAGAGGAGACAGAGCCCCUGGAGCCCCAGCACUACAGUCCCUCUGACAGCCACCAGGCAGCAUCACCAAUCCCUGAGCCUGAGUCCCUCGUAACCAUGGAAACCACCGUCCCACUGCUCACGGCUGUGCGACCAAGAGGCGGCCUCACCGAUGAUGUGUCAUCCACUUCCUCCACCUCCAUUGGUCGAAACACUCAGGAAGAGCUGGUUAGCGAACAGUGGUUUUCGGUGCUCAACCUAUCAGGCCCUACGAUAUGCACCCACGUAGCAGUGAUGGAUCUGAUCUACUGGAAGGACACAGAGCGUACAGGCAUGGUAUUCACCGGGCUGGUGGUGGGUUUGCUGUCCUUGUUCCAGCUCAGCAUCAUCACAGUCAUCUCCACCAUCUCCCUGGGCGCCCUGUGCUUCACCGUCUCAGUCAGCCUCUACUAUAAGAUCCUGCACGUGCUCAACAUGGGAGACGGAGUGCCCCCCUUCAAGGCGUAUCUAGAUUUGGAUAUCAGUUUCAGUGGGGAGCUGGCUGACCAAUACACGCAGAAGGUCAUCGUUGCAGUCGUCUCUGCUGCUAACUCACUAAAGAAUAUCUUCCUGGUUGGAAACCUCUUCGACUCUCUCAAGCUCCUGGCUCUGAUGUACCUGGUGACUUUCCUGGGAGACCUGUGUAACGGCCUUACUGUGCUCAUCAUUGGUGUGAUCGCUCUAUUCUCUCUACCGCUGGUCUACAGGCAGCACCAGGCAAAAGUGGACGGCUUCGUUGCGGGAAUUCAGGCCAACGUUGACAACGCCAAGGAUAUUCUCCACAGAAUUGCCCAAGGUGGUGGUCCCACCCCUGAUACAACCCCUGGCGGUGCCAAGCCCAAAACACAAUGAAGAGUCAUGGCGGACAGGAGAGGAGGAUGAGGAGCAGAGAAGAGGAGGAGUUACAGGCUGUCACUCAGAUGUCUUACUCAGCAGUCUGGAGUU
Messenger RNA from Oncorhynchus masou masou (cherry salmon), 1686 nucleotides. Its product is annotated as reticulon-2-like. The coding region runs from base 124 to 1593 and encodes 489 amino acids. The transcript has 10 exons. Gene Ontology annotation, cellular component: endoplasmic reticulum membrane. The record is from RefSeq and is a predicted model, not a curated record. NCBI's taxonomy places the organism in Eukaryota, Metazoa, Chordata, Actinopteri, Salmoniformes, Salmonidae.